Messenger RNA from Amblyraja radiata (thorny skate), 1570 nucleotides. Its product is annotated as glutamate carboxypeptidase 2-like. The record is from RefSeq and is a predicted model, not a curated record. NCBI's taxonomy places the organism in Eukaryota, Metazoa, Chordata, Chondrichthyes, Rajiformes, Rajidae. The transcript is spliced from 14 exons. Gene Ontology annotation, molecular function: carboxypeptidase activity. The coding region runs from base 184 to 1569 and encodes 461 amino acids.
GCAGUUCUGGACAAAGGGUUCUGGAGGCUCAGUUCAGGCUUUCACACUGGGAGAGUUGAUCAGACAGACGAGCAAGUGAAAAUGAAGUCGGCUGACAGCUUGUGCAAGUGGACGCGAAGGUUGUUGAUAUUAUCCGCUGUCGUCUUCGUCGGAUUUCUAAUAGGAUGGUUUGGUUGAUCCUGCAUGAACCUCUCUCCAAUGAAACGUAUAAAUAUACAGAAUAAACUGCUGAAUGAGAUGCAAGUUAAAAAUAUCAGAUCAUACCUCCGGAAUUGGACGCGAUUUCCACAUUUAGCUGGGACUGUAAAGAAUCUCCAGUUAGCCCAAGAGAUUCAGACCCAGUGGAAGAACUGGGGCCUAGAUUCAGUUGAAUUGGCUCAAUAUGAUGUCUUGUUGUCCUACCCAAAUAAAAGUAAUCCUAAUUACAUCUCUAUCACCAAUGAGAAUGGAUAUUCAAACAAACCAGCUCCUGGUCCCAGCAAUGAAUUGAUGUCACAGUUAACUGAGUAUUGUAUAAACAUCUUAUCAAGGGGGACGGUCUAUGUUAAUUAUGGAUGUUAUGAGGACUUCACCUGGCUGGAGAGGGAAAUGGGUCUUAACUGCACUGGAAAAAUUGUAAUUGCCAGAUAUGGGAAAAUCUUCAGAGGAAACAAGAUACAAAUUGUUCCUAAUAUGGCCCCAGCUUUGGUUUUGCACAAUACCAAUUAUCAAAUGAAAAUAAGAUCUUCACAUAUUAGAAGUUGUGAUCAAUAUGCAUUCAGAUUGAAUGUAGCUAUUGGCCUUCCCGAAAUUCCUGUUCACCCAAUCGGCUAUCAAGAUGCGGAACAGUUGCUGCGACAUCUGGGAGGAACUCCAGCUCCCAGUGAAUGGAAAGGACACAUGAAUGUUUCUUACAACAUUGGACCUGGCUUCAAGGACAAUUACUCCUCACACAAAGUCCAAAUGCAUGUCCACACAAGGAAUGAGGUGAGAAGAAUUUACAACGUCAUUGGCAAAAUUCGGGGAGCCAUGGAACCAGAUCGGUACGUCAUUCUGGGUGGGCACCGUGAUGCAUGGGUCUUUGGCGGCAUUGAUCCCACUAGUGGAGCAGCUGCUCUGCAUGAAAUUGUGAGGAGUUUUACAAAGCUUAUGAGAGAGGGUUGGAGACCUAGAAGAACCAUAAUAUUUGCCAGCUGGGAUGCAGAAGAAUAUGGUUUAUUGGGAUCCACAGAGUGGGUAGAGGACAAUGCCAAACUGCUUCAGGAACGGGCCGUGGCAUAUAUCAAUGCAGAUUCAGCUAUUGAAGGUAACUACACACUGAGAGUUGAAUGUAGCCCACUGCUCAACCAGUUGGUUUAUAAUCUGACCAAAAAGAUGCUGAGCCCUGACGAUGGAUUUGAGGGAAAAACCCUUUACCAGAGUUGGUACGAGAAAGAUCCUUGGAUAGGUUACAAGGAAACUAUCAGGUCAGCCAGAAAUAAGUGUUUUUCCUCCACCUACUUCAUAACUCAUUUCAUAAAUUAUAAAAGGGAAAGUUGUUGUCACUGGGAAUAUUUAGUCCAGAAUGGACACAUCUCAGUUCAGAUUUAGC